GCAUUUUUAUUCUACAUGCUAACAGAGGUCUACGCUUCUUGUAUGUAAAGUAAAAUGUAACCAUCGGUUCUUUCUGCACGUUUAGGAAUAGACUCCGUGCGUCUUAGCAUAUGCUACUUCCGGGGGGGAAAACUAGAGCGUUUCACUGACGUUGCGAGCCGCUGCAAGUUUACGCUAGGAUUUACGGUCGGGUUUUCCAUCAGAAGUCAGCCAAAUGGCUGAAUUAAGCGUCGAUUUAAACUUCUCAAGAUGUCUCGGGCAUUUGCCGAAUAUAUCGUUAGAUGAUGUUCAUCGAAUUUUUGAUCUUUUUCCCCCGCGCGCGAGAGAGAGGAUUCAAAUUUUACAUCUCCCAGUAUUUGUAUAGUUUCGAAGCGUCUGACAACGAUCAGGGCACUGGAGAGGUGGUGGUCAGGGCAGAAUGCUUCAGGUCCAUGAAGAAGACAGAGAAAGCUCACAAACUCAGCGUGGUACUGAAAGAUUCACAGCCUGUGCAACUGCUGGACUUCACCUGCACGUGUAAGGCUGGAGAAGCUUUAUGCAACCACUGUGUUGCUCUUCCUCAAUCUGCACACUAUUCGCAGUUGAACGUCCAAGUUGUUCCCCCAGUGUUAAGCUGCACUGAAGGUGAACAACAGUGGCAUAAGCCAAGAGUUAUGGGGAUAAAGCCAGGCCCUGUGGAGAAGAUGGUUGUCCUCUCAGCCAAACCCAAAACAAGAAAGACCACAGAGGGAGUGCGGAGCAAACUGUACAAAGGCCUUCACAGGGACCUUCCUGACCUAUCGGUUCUGCGGGUUUCUGAAGUCUACCAACCAUUCUCCGACACUGACCGGCCUAUGAUCUGCAGCAUGGGAAUAGGCAAAGAUAUCCCACUGGUGGACUCACUGCUCGGCAAGGUGCAACAAGGAAGUCCACUUUCUUAUAAACAACCACCCAAAGAGAAAGUGAAGGCCCUCCAUAAUGCUCCACCUCCUCCACCAUUGCCUCUGCAAGACUACAGACUGAAACCAUCAGAAUGCAUGUUUGUCUGUUCCAGGAAGCAACAGCUGCACAUGAAAAGUCUUGAGGUGACCCUCGAAAUGUCCCGGAGCAUAGAAUGUGCUACGCGAGAGCAGUGUGUGCGUGCUGAUUGGCACAAUGUACGUAGACCACAAGUGACUGCAUCUCGAUUUAGAGAGAUCUGUCAUGUGGGUGAGCUCUCCGAAGAGCUGCUGGCUGAACGCAUCUUGAAUGGUACUUGCCAGACAGGCACUAUGAAGACAGGCUUAGAGUUAGAGGCAGAUGCUAUCUGGGAUUACUGCCAGAUAAAACACGUGAACCACUACAAAUGUGGAUUUGUGGUGCACCCGGAUGCACCAUGGAUUGGUGCAUCACCAGAUGGUAUCAUUUUUGACCCAUUAGGGCAUCCUCAAUUUGGCCUAUUAGAAAUAAAAUGUCCAAACAUUAAAAAUGAUGUAGACGCACCUUACCUCAAGGUCAUCAGUGGGACAUUGCAGCUCAAACCAUCACAUGCCUAUUAUUGGCAAGUUCAGGGCCAGCUGCUAACUACAGGGAUGAGUUGGUGUGAUUUUGUGGUCUCUGCUCAAGAAGAUGUGUUCAUCCAAAGAAUACAGAGGGAUGAGGGUGUGAUGGAGACAAUGAAGUGUAAGAUAGACAUGUUCUAUUUUCAUGUGUUCAUGGACAAAUUCCUUGCACUGUCAUAAAUGGUUAGCUUGUUAUUCCUGACUUAAAUGUCAUCAACACACAUGGUCUGAAAAGGCAUUUGUAUUAUUUUCCAUGUUGUUCAAUUUUUUAUGUAUUAAUAUCUGCAGACUUUGUGUUUAAACCAUUAAAUAAAUGUUCAUAUGUUUACUGUUAUAAAUUUCAAAGUAUGUUAAAAUAUAGUUGAUCAUUUGAAAUUUGUGUUUUUAUUUUUGAAUUCCAGGAAAAUAGUAUUUAUCUUCUUUAAAUCUAUUGCAGUCAAUAAGAAGCACACAAAACAGAGCAAAUGGCGGUUCUGUUAAAGGAAGGCGGUUUUAUUUGCAAAGUAAACAAUAAAACAUCUAUCACUGAACUUUA
Molecule: messenger RNA, 2055 nt
Organism: Nothobranchius furzeri (turquoise killifish)
Lineage: Eukaryota; Metazoa; Chordata; Actinopteri; Cyprinodontiformes; Nothobranchiidae
Source: RefSeq, a predicted model, not a curated record